UGUCCCGCAGGGUUCGGUUCUAGGACCAACACUGUGGAAUGUUAUGUACGAUGACCUUCUUCGUUUGGAGCUGUUCGGAAAGCGUGCGGACAUUAUAGGGUUUGCUGAUGAUGUGGCGUUCACCCUUAUAGGGAGGGACCCGCAGGAAAUCAGCAACCUUGCUACGAGGAAUCUGGAGAUGAUCGAGCGUUGGAUGGAUGGAGUGGGAUUGAAGCUGGCCCAUCAAAAGACCGGCUACAUGAUCUUCUGCACUCAUCACAACCCGCAGGGCAUGGGUUUCUCCGGAGCUACUUCGUCGAAAAAGGCAUCCUCGACGGCUCGCCAAACUGCCCGGUGUGUGAACACCAAGUGGAAGAUGUCGACCACGUAAUGUUCCACUGUCCACGGUUUACUCGAACCCAACACGAGAUGCAGCAGCAGAGCCACACCCGCUUGACGAUAGAAAAUCUUGCAGCGGAAAUGUGUGCCAACAGCAACACAUGGGAAGCAGUCCGGACCGCCGCAAGGACCAUCUUCAGAAACCUCCAAGUGAGAUGGAAUGAGGAAAGUCCACCUACGGCCAGACGGAGACGACAACAACGACGGCGGAACACGGAACAAACGGGACCGCACCAAAGGAUGACGACAACGGAAGCAGCAGCAGCAGCAGCAACGAGUAACCAGAGCAGCAGCAGGAGCUAGACCCCACCGGAAGUAGCGGCUACGGACGGGCGGAAUCAAGCAGCAGCAGCGGAAGGAAGGCACGAAGCAGCAGCAGCAGCUGAGACAACUAGGACGGAUGACGCAGUGGCAGCAUUGGAAAGCAGCAGCGCGUCAACAGGAUGGGUGCAUCGCACAAACGUUCCUGCAUGGAGUACUACGCACAUCAAGCGCAUCGGCAGGGUUCGGAUCAGGUCGAGGAGUGGUUUAGUUAGGGUCCCAUCGGCUGCCGGGUCCGCUUCACGGGCCCAGCGUCACGAUGAAUCCCACAUAACCCAUCUCGGAGGGAUUGGUUUGUAGCCGCAAGCCGCCCUUCGAGGUGGGUACCUUUUGAAGGUUCCCUCCCCGUUAAAAAAAAAAAAAAAAAAAAAAAAAAAAAAAAAAAAAAAAAAAAAG
Molecule: messenger RNA, 1095 nt
Organism: Anopheles funestus (African malaria mosquito)
Lineage: Eukaryota; Metazoa; Arthropoda; Insecta; Diptera; Culicidae
Exons: 2
Coding region: 44-370 (108 amino acids)
Source: RefSeq, a predicted model, not a curated record